AUGGUGGGUAGGCUCAAGGCCUCGAAGGGCCGGGGGGGUCCCCAAGGCGAUGGUGACGCUGCAUGCAGAGCCAACAAUGCAUGCAGUGAAGUCUCUAAGCAAAACAAAUGCGGGGCUCUCAUGGAAGACCGCGCCCUCCUAACGGCCCUGCUGGAGGCUGCAGCCAGCGGCAACAAAGACUCACUCCUCGCAGCUAUCAGGAAAGUUGCACAAAGAUACGGAACGCGCAACGUGGCAGCAGCAGAAGCCUCAGCAACAGAGGUUGCGGAAGGAGGAGAAGCAACAGCAACACCAGCAAAACGCCCUACAGCAGCAUCAGGAGCAGGACGAGGAGAUGCAGCAACGGCAAGAAUACACCCAGAAGCUGCUGGUAAAGCAGCAGCAGAAGGAACAGAAUGCGAAUUGCUAGGCAUGGAUCCCGACUUGCUGCUAGGCUUCCGUGACGGCGAAGGACGCACAAUAGCUCACUUUGCAGCUUUAGGAGGUUCUGCUGAGGUGUUGGAGUUGGUGUUGCGUCUGUGCCCCUCGGCGCCCAAUGCGAGAGACAGCUAUGGAAAAACCCCUCUCUUUACGGCUGCUUCGUUAGGCAACACAGAGGUGCUGCAGCUGCUGCUGCACAACGGCGGAGACGCAGCAGCACGUAGUAAAGGAGGCAGCACCGCGGUGCACGAGGCCAUCUUUGCCCAGAAGGGAGAAGUUGUUAAGCUGCUCCUUGAGAGAGGCGCAAAUCCAAAUGCAGUUUCUUCUAUGGGCACUCCCCUACAGAUAGCGGCGGUGACACAGCAGCAGGAGAUCCUUGAGCUGCUGCUGUCUCACGGCGCAGACCCCAACAACAGCCAGGGAUCGGACUCCGAUUCUGUUUCCGCAGUCGAUCGUGAGCAUGAUAUCACCGCCUCCGUCUCCUGCUGCAGCCCCUUUCCCCCUGCCUUAAUCCUCGCAGCCUCGAAGAACGACUGCUCCUGCCUGCAGCUGCUACUGCAGCACGGGGCCGAUUGCAACGCCACCGACUCCGAAGGUUUCACAGCCCUUCACUGUGCAGCAGAAACAAACUGCAUAAAGUGUGCAGAACAACUCCUUAAAGCAGGCGCUGACUGGGAAACUGCCGCCGCUGACGGAUCGACUCCUCUAGACCUGGCGAAGCGCCACAAGGCUGAAGCGGUGGCACAGCUGCUCGAGCACCUGGGCGUCAGCCCCCAUCAGCGAAGGCGCCCUCCUCAAAAGUCCUCUCCCAAAGUGAGUCCUGGCUACUGGGGAGAAGCGCCAUCACUCAGUAUAACUUUGGAUCCUUCUGGUACCGCUCCGCCCGAAGCGUUGGCGAGAGUCGAGAAGCUAAAGGAAGCAGGAAACGCCGCUUUCCAUGGGAAGGACUUCGCCGCAGCCAAGGAAAAAUAUACCCUGGCGAUUGAUGAGUGCCCAAAAGUGACGGCAGCGCGGGAGCUGCUGGGAGUCCUCUACUCGAACCGAAGUUUCACCCAUGAACAGCUCGAAGACGCGCAAGGAGCCCUGGCGGACGCGCAGGUGGCGGCGCAGCUGCGGCCCGAAUGGAGCAAAGCUCACUACCGCCUGGCGCGGGCACGCCGCCUGGAGGGCGCGGCGGAGGAGUACGUCGCCAACUUGUGGGAGGCGUUUCGCCUAGAUCCCACAAAUACACAGAUUCGGGAGGAGAUGAACGCAGCAGUGCAGGCAGCGCGUAAGGCCCACAAGGACAGGGCUUCCUCCGCCACGCAGCCUGCUUAG
Molecule: messenger RNA, 1737 nt
Organism: Eimeria acervulina
Lineage: Eukaryota; Apicomplexa; Conoidasida; Eucoccidiorida; Eimeriidae
Product: ankyrin repeat containing protein / TPR domain-containing protein, putative
Exons: 7
Coding region: 1-1737 (578 amino acids)
Molecular function (GO): protein binding
Source: RefSeq, a predicted model, not a curated record